UUAAAGCGUUCGACCGAUUGUGAUUUUUUUGAGGUGAAACGUGCAUAUAUGUAGGACAAGUUUCCUAAGACGGUGCACGUGUUUUCCUGUGAAAGUCAUAGUUCGAUGGCAGGUAUCUCAGAACACGACAACGAUGAAAGUAAUGCUACGACAAUGCAGAAUGGUUCACCUAAAUCCCAGUGCGUGACAGCGACGGUAAAUGGCAAUGAGAAGAUGAUUGUGGACGAUGGAGUUGGCUCUGAGAAACCCUUGGUUAAUGGGUCCCAGGACAUUGCUCCUGUGGGGGAGAAAUCGGGGGCAGAGGCUGGGGAAGAGGGAGAAAAGAACGACAAGGAGAUAGUGUUGAUACAAGAUACAGGAUUUAAUGUGCAGAUACAAAUCCCAGGCGGAAGCCCCAUAGAAUUACCAGUGAGUUCAAUGGAGCUGGUCCAGGAGAUUCACCAGGUGUUGAUGGACCGUGAGGAUACUUGUAUCAGGACCUGCUUUUCUCUACAGCUGGAUGGAGUCACACUGGACAACUUUGCAGAGCUCAAAAGCAUAGAGGGUCUCAAGGAAGGCUCCAACAUUAAAGUGGUGGAAGAGCCAUAUACUGUACGAGAAGCCCGUAUACAUGUUCGCCACAUCAGAGAUUUGCUAAAGUCUGUGGAUCCUGCUGACACAUACAAUGGAGUGGACUGUAACUCUCUCUCCUUCCUCAACGCAGUCACAUUAGGAGAUAUUCUAGACAAGAAAAGGUCAAAGCCAGACUCAGUGGAUUGUACUCCGCCAGAUUACAUCAUGCCAAACAACAAAGAGAGGCCCCUACUGCCCCUACACCCAGGGCUAAAAGACCUCAAGGGUCCACAGUGCCUCCGAGUGUUGACCUACAGUGGUUGGAAUCCACCCCCAGGAAACCGAAGAAUGCAUGGUGAUUUGCUGUACCUAUAUGUCUUAACACUAGAGGACAAAAAAUACCACAUAACUGCCUCGACUCGAGGAUUCUAUGUCAACCAGUCAACGGAAGAUGAAUUCAACCCAAGAGCUGCCCAGCAAAAGUUUUUGUCUCAUUCCCUUAUCGAUCUUUUAAAUCAGAUAAGUCCAAGUUUCAAGAGGAACUUCAGUAUUCUUCUAAAGAAGCGAGGACAGAAGCACCCGUUUGAGCGAGUGCCUUCACCGUAUCAGAUCUACAGCUGGAUGGCUCCUCAAUCAGAACACACUGUGGACUACAUCAGGGCUGAGGAUGCCUUUUCCACACGUCUGGGGUAUGAGGAACACAUCCCAGGGCAGACUCGUGAUUGGAAUGAAGAGAUUCAAACAACACGAGAAUUAUCAAAGAAAACACUUCCAGAGAGGCUUAUCAGAGAGCGUGCAGUAUUUAAGGUGCACAGUGAUUUUGUUGGUGCUGCCACCCGUGGUGCUAUUGCUGUGAUUGAUGGAAAUGUUAUGGCAAUCAACCCAGGAGAAGAUGCUAAGAUGCAGAUGUUUAUUUGGAACAACAUUUUCUUCAGUCUUGGUUUUGAUGUAAGAGAGCACUAUAAAGAUUUUGGAGGAGAUUACGCAGCAUACAUUGCUCCAGGCAAUGAUCUACAGGGGGUGAAGGCCUACUUUAAUCUUGACUCGGAGGGACUCUACACACUGGGUACCGCAGUCAUUGAUUACAGGGGCUACAGAGUUACGGCACAGUCCAUUAUACCAGGAAUUUUGGAGAGAGAACAAGAACAGUCGGUGGUUUAUGGAUCCAUUGACUUUGGCAAAACAGUAGUGACCUGUGAGAAAUACAUAGAACUGCUGCAAAAAACAGCUCCACAGUUGAAAAUCUGUCCACACAAAGUCAUUAGUGAAAAGGGAGAUGAAGUAGAAUUGUAUACGUCUCUUGAAUGCAAGGGAAUCAUAGGGAAUGACAAGCGCUAUUAUAUUCUGGACUUGUUGAGAACUUUUCCACCAGAUAUCAAUUAUCUUAAGAAUGAAGAGGAAUGUUUGAGUAAAAUCAUGCAGGAACAUGGGUAUCCUAAGAAACACCCACACAGACUAGCAUGUCUACGGCAGGAACUCAUUGAGGCCUUUGUUGAAACUAGAUAUGUAGCAUUUGUCAGACAUGCAGCAUACCAAUUUCAACAGCUUCAACAACAGAGUCAGAAGAAGGCAGUGGAAGACAAGGAACAGAAGUUAGUACCGCAGGAGUUAGAGCUUGAUGGGUUAGAGGAAUCAAGUGAGGACAAAGAGAAGAAGGAGAAAGUAGAGAGUGAGAAUAUCGACGAGGCAAAGAAGAUUGUAGAGGCACUCACAGGAUCGGAUGGAGAAUCUUUUGAAGAGAAUAGUAAGGACAUUGUAAGGAAAGCUGCUGUGGCUGUAGGCUCACUUAGUGAAACAGAGUUCAAUAUCACCUUCAAUCCAGAUGUUUUCCAGCCACAUGUCAAUAAUGCAGAUGAUAAGAGUGACCAAUUCCAGAGACAAAAGAAGCUUGUGAAAGAUGCUGCUGAGUUUCUUGUUCUUCAUCAAAUCCCAUCAUUUAUCAGUGACUGUAUGGAACACUCAUCUUCUCCUAUAGACGGUUUCACACUCUCUGAGGCUUUACAUAACAAGGGAAUCAACAUUCGUUACCUUGGCAAAGUGGCAGAAAUGAUCUCUAAAUAUUCCUCCGUUUCCUAUGUUUAUACCAUUGUCAUAUCGGAAUUAAUAUGCCGUGCAGCUAAGCAUUUGUUCAAGUUGUACAUGCAGGGGGUGGACAUGAUGAACACGUCUGCUGCCAUCAGUCACUUCCUGAACUGCUACAUCGGUUCAUAUCCUACCCCUCACGCUCAGGUCACUGCAGAGGAGUUACAAAGCAAGAAAGCAAAGAGAAAGAAUAACAAGAAAAACAAAGCAGUUUUCUUGAGCAUAGACAAUACAGACUGGGUCAAUGAGACCCCCUCCAAACUGUGGAAAAAAAUUACAGAUGAGGUUGUGGAUUAUUUUGACUACAAACUUGACUGUGAUUCUGUUGAACAAGCAGUGGAGAAGUACGGUCUUCAACGUGUGUCCAUGUUGAGGUCUUUCUGUGUAAGUGUGGGAAUUCAGAUCUUACUUAGAGAAUACAACCUGGACAUCAGGAACAAACAGAUCUUCAAUGAGGAGGACAUUGUCAACAUUUUUCCUGUUGCCAAACAUAUACACCCCAAGGCAUCUGAUGCGUAUCAUUUCUUCACAAGUGGUCAAACAAAAAUUCAGCAAGGCUUGCUGAGGGAAGGCUACGAUUUAAUCAGCGAGGCCCUCAAUCUUCUGAAUAACGUUUACGGGGCUUUACACCCAGAGAUCACAGCUUGUCUCAGGCUGCUUGCUCGCCUCAAUUACAUCAUGGGAGAAUAUGGAGAGGCUAUGUCUUUCCAACAACGAGCAGUCUUGAUGAGUGAGCGUGUCUUGGGCAUUGACAAUCCAAAUACAAUCACUGAAUAUGCACAUCUUGCCCUAUACUGCUUUGCCAAUAGUCAGGUGUCCAGUGCCCUAAGGUUAAUAUACAGAACUCGAUAUCUUGCCUUACUCUGCCAUGGUGAGGAUCACCCAGAAGUGGCUUUAAUAGAUAGCAACAUUGGACUGAUUCUGCAUGCCGUGGAGGAGUUCGAUUUGUCCUUGAGGUUCUUGGAGCAUGCAUUGGAGGUCAAUACCAAAUAUUUUGGCCAGAGGAGCAUGAAAGUAGCCAUGAACUACCAUUUGGUGGCCAGGACUCAUUCAUGCAGGGGAGAUUUUAGGGCUGCUCUGCAGAGUGAGAAAGAGGCAUAUGCCAUCUACAAACAAACUCUGGGAGAAGAACAUGAAAGAACUAAGGAGAGCUCUGAGUGUUUGAAACACUUGACACAACAAGCUGUAGUCUUUCAAAAGAAAAUGAAUGAAAUUUACAAAGGAGAGAAGAGCAUCACAUUCCCUCCACUUCACAUUCAGACGCCCUCAGUUGCCAGUGUGCUGGAUACACUGAAUGUCAUAAACGGCAUAGUGUUUGUACAGAUCAGCCAAGAAGACAUCGAAAAGUUCCGUCAACAGGUCAACAUGAAAGGAGCAGCUAAUAGUGAGGAAACAGUCAAGGUGAAGGACUCUCUGAAAAUUACAGAAAUCUCAGAGGACGGGGACUCGAAACACCCAAGUAACCACACAAAGCUCAACGGGGACAUAUCUCAUACAGUUCCUAGGGAGGUGACUGUGGGAGGAGAGUGAAGUGAACCUGCUUUUUCAUAGACAGCCACAUCAACGUGUGUUUUUGCUCGUCUGAGUACUCCAAAAUGAACAGUGCCACACAGUGAUUGUUUAGAUGGCCUGGCAGUUUCUUGGUGUCUGUGACAAACUCAGUACUUGGGGGUCCAUACAACAUUAUUGUCAUUAUCAGAGAAGUCCAGAAUUUAUUUGGAUUAAUUGGGCUCUAGACUACAUAGACACUUCCCACAGACCAUUCCUUUAUUUAGAUAUGUAAGCUAUUGUCCUGGCAGUUUUCAUUUUCAGCAAUGCUAAAGCUAGAUUGUUUAAUGACUGAUGGAUGUAAAAUUAGCAUUAUGGCAAAUUAAUUUAUAUAUAAAUCGUGUGAAUUGUGAUAUAGUUUUUGUGUGCCAAUAUACUGAACAUUGUGAUGCAAUACUUGAUGCAUGCACUGAUGAUUCUUGAUGAAUCUAUGUAAAUACAAUUAUAUUUCACCUGUGUAUCAUUCAGAGAACAAAUGAUCUACUUAUCUAUAUAUUCUAUAUACUGGUAUAUUUAACUUUUACUAUACACCUGCUUGUAUUUUUGACUGAGGGAAAUUGUAUUGCAUUUAGAUCAUUUUCGUGGACUUCUAAUGUGUGGACUUGUAAUGUGUAAAUAUGUAGAGUGAUGAAUGUUUGUUGCAUUGACUGUGGUAGAGUAGACAUUCCAGUCCUUUGUGUGAUUUGAAGUGUAAGUGUGCAUCAUUUAAUUGUGACAAGAAUUCAUUUUAGUCUUGUGUUUACUGAUAACAUCAUGUUUUAUGUCAGAAUCAAUACUUUGUAAUUAAUAAUGAUAAUAAUUAAAAAAGAAAACAAACUUUUAA
Ostrea edulis (European flat oyster) is the source of this 5005-nucleotide messenger RNA. RefSeq names its product clustered mitochondria protein homolog. The record is from RefSeq and is a predicted model, not a curated record. Bases 106 to 4164 code for a protein of 1352 amino acids. NCBI's taxonomy places the organism in Eukaryota, Metazoa, Mollusca, Bivalvia, Ostreida, Ostreidae. Gene Ontology annotation, biological process: intracellular distribution of mitochondria. Gene Ontology annotation, cellular component: cytoplasm. The transcript has 36 exons. Gene Ontology annotation, molecular function: protein binding; mRNA binding.